Molecule: messenger RNA, 1233 nt
Organism: Gadus morhua (Atlantic cod)
Lineage: Eukaryota; Metazoa; Chordata; Actinopteri; Gadiformes; Gadidae
Product: VIP peptides
Exons: 7
Coding region: 233-751 (172 amino acids)
Biological process (GO): adenylate cyclase-activating G protein-coupled receptor signaling pathway; epinephrine secretion; regulation of protein localization
Cellular component (GO): extracellular region; neuron projection
Molecular function (GO): peptide hormone receptor binding; neuropeptide hormone activity
Source: RefSeq, a predicted model, not a curated record
ACCAGCGCACGCGUGUCAUGCCCGGGCUCUGAGUUAAAAGCCGUGGGAUGGGAAUGCAGUCAGAGCGAUCGUUUGGAAGGACAGCGUUCCAGCAUCACGGACCUGAAGCAUCUAGACUUCUAGACCUGAAACCUGUAGAUCUAUAGACCUGAAGCUGCUAGACUCGAAGCCUCCAGACCUCUGGACCUGAAGCCUCUAGAUCUAUAGACCUGAAGCCUCUAAACCUGCUGUUAUGAACAGGCUGAACCUCUUCGUGAUGCUCGUAGCUGUUAGCGCCCCGGUAGCUGCAAGCUUGCCGUUAGCUGCCUUCGCCUCCAGGUCUGGAAGUCUGGACACCAACGACGGAGACUGGAACCACGGACUUCAGGAGGACUUGGAUCUACUGUAUGACCUGACCAGGUCUACCAGGCAUGCAGACGGCCUGUUCACCAGUGGCUACAGCAAGCUGCUGGGUCAGCUGUCAGCUAAAGACUACCUGGAGUCUCUGAUCUCCAAACGAGUCAACGGUGAUGUGAUGGAGGGUCAGCUGCCGGUGAAGCGCCACUCUGAUGCCGUCUUCACUGAUAACUACAGCCGCUUCCGCAAGCAGAUGGCUGCCAAGAAAUACCUCAACUCUGUCCUCGCAGGGAAGAGGAGUGUGGAUGAUAUUGGCCGGACAGAACUGUCGAUCAGGACUGACUCCGCCCCCUCACAUCAAGGCUCAGAUCUCUCUUUGGAAGACGUUCUUAGUCAGCUGACAAUGAACCUCUGAUGAUCAUCCUCCCUUCCAGAACCUUCUGAACUCCUUCUGUAUCGUCUUCAUGUCCUCCACUCAUCACAACCUCAGCAGACUCUAGCUCAUCCGACGGAGCAAAUGGCUGUUCUCCACCUAGCUCACCACCCGAUGGAGCAGACAGCUGUGCUCCACCUAGCUCCACAUCCGAUGGAGCAGACAGCUGUGCUCCACCUCUCUCCCCACCUGAUGAAGCAGAUGGCUCUGCUCCACCCUGGAGAUGCUGGGCUGGCAGGUGGAGAGAGAGGUGGAGCACAGACGACUCUGCUCCACCUCUCUCCCUCUACCAGGUCGAGCACAGUUGCUGUGCUCCACCUCUUCCCCCACCUGAUGGAGCAGGCAGCUGCUCUCGUCUCUGUUCUGCAGGUUCUGAUUUGUCCGACUAGAUCUUUCUUGAUGUUGUACUCCUGAAUGUUGAAGACCAUGAGAUGUUGAAUAAAUUAUCUUGAACUUUGAAAUAA